UGUGAUGACUGAGUUCUGCAUCUACUCCAUAGUGACAUGGUCUUUCUUGUUCUUUUCUUCUCUUACCCAUUACUUUUUUCUUUUUAUUUUCUAAACAUUCAUUCUUUUAUUGAUAUAGCUCCUUCCAUUAUUUCUUUUUCAUUCUCACAGCCUUGCUCCGCACACACUUACUUGCGGACACUCUUUUCUUCUUCUCUUGACGACACAUCGCUCUAUCAACUGCAACUUGAUUCCUUGCCUCAUUCAUACCUCCUACUCCCUCGUCCCAAGAGCGUCUUAUAACCAUGGUUGGACUCACUUCUGCUGGUACGGAUCCCCAUGCGCCUUAUUCUAUUCGCUCUUAUAUAUCUUGUGUAUUGCAAAGUUGCUCAUUGCCAUAAUCUAUUGACA
This is a messenger RNA of Lobosporangium transversale, 390 nucleotides long. RefSeq lists its product as hypothetical. NCBI's taxonomy places the organism in Eukaryota, Fungi, Mortierellomycota, Mortierellomycetes, Mortierellales, Mortierellaceae. Bases 37 to 282 code for a protein of 81 amino acids. The record is from RefSeq and is a predicted model, not a curated record. The transcript has a single exon.